Messenger RNA from Myzus persicae (green peach aphid), 3307 nucleotides. Its product is annotated as ATP-dependent DNA helicase DDX11-like. The transcript is spliced from 17 exons. Gene Ontology annotation, molecular function: DNA binding; ATP binding; hydrolase activity, acting on acid anhydrides, in phosphorus-containing anhydrides. The record is from RefSeq and is a predicted model, not a curated record. Gene Ontology annotation, biological process: establishment of sister chromatid cohesion; nucleobase-containing compound metabolic process. Gene Ontology annotation, cellular component: nucleus. Lineage: Eukaryota; Metazoa; Arthropoda; Insecta; Hemiptera; Aphididae. Bases 261 to 2930 code for a protein of 889 amino acids.
UAGUCUGAGUCAAGAUUCGAGAUAACACUGCGAUAAUCCAAAAUAAGAUUCGUAAACGAGUAAACUUAGGAGAACAGCUUAAGAGCUGGGCCAGACUGACUAGCCACCAAAAAAUUGACGAUUAAGAACGUUUAAGGAUUUGUCGUCCGUUUUUAAAUUGCGGCCAGAGAAUCGACGGGCCAAAUCGUGAGUAUAUAGGCAUUCCAUGCACAGCAGUGUUCAGCACAAUAAGUUACUUAUAAUAGCUAAAAUUGAGCAACAUGCCUGACGGUGACGAUUUAAAAUGCUUGAUCACAGAAGAGAAACUUGAAACUCCUUCAACAUUUUCAUUCCCAUUUACUCCGUAUGGCAUUCAGCAUGAUUUCAUGACCGAAAUUUAUUCAGCUAUAGAGGGCCGGAAACUAGGAAUUUUUGAAAGUCCAACCGGAACUGGUAAAACAUUAAGUAUUAUAUGUGGGGCUGUACGUUGGUUACUUGAUCAUGAGAAUAGAGAGUGGAAUCAACUCAAGCAGGCACUUGAGUCACUUAAUAUGAAAAAUGAGGAAACUAAUAAUGAUGAUGAUGAUGAUUGGAUCGCUGGACAAGCUAAAUUAGUGGAGCAACAACGUAAAGUAUAUGAAAUAAAUAAAAUGCUUAAAUCAUUGGAAGAAUUCAAUAAUAAUAUUGAAAAAAUAAAAAAGGAACAAGAGUUUAAAAAGAAAAAAGCCAAGUCAUUGGUAAUUAAAACUUUAAAUCCAAAAAAAAAUGAUAAUGAAAUAGAAAAUGAUAAAAAAGAUUUUUUUGAUGAAGAAAGUGAAUUUGUGCUCGAAGAGUAUGAUCAAUUGUCAUCUGUAGAUGAUUUUGAAGAAAUAUCUGAUGAUAAAGUCCAGUACGAAGGAGUAAAAAUUUAUUUUUGUAGUCGUACGCAUUCUCAAUUGUCACAGUUUGUGGCUGAACUGAAGAAAAGUCCAUAUUCAACAUCUCGUAUUGUACCAUUAGCGUCUCGUCAAAAUUACUGUAUAAAUAAAACAGUGAAAAAAUUGAAAAACAUUACAUUAAUGAAUGAAAGAUGUUUGGAAAUGGGAAAACCUUCUCAAAAACCUACAAAAGUGUCUUCAGUUGGUUCAGUAGUUAAGAAAAAAAAAUCUGAAACUUUAUGCAAAUGUCCGUACAAUGAUAAAGAUAAAAUUCAAUCUUUAGCCGAGGAAGUUACUACAGAAUUAAGAGACAUGGAAGAAUUAGUUAAUAGAGGAGACCAAAUAUCUGCUUGUCCAUAUUAUGCUAGUAGAGAAUCUGUAAAAUAUGCCCAGAUUGUAACUUUGCCAUAUAAUACAUUAUUACAUAAAAGUACUAGAGAAGCAAGUGGCAUUCGUCUUGAGGGUAAUAUAUUCAUCAUUGAUGAAGCUCAUAAUUUACUAGAUACUAUUGGUCAUAUACACAGUUCACAAAUAAAUGGUCAACAGUUGACCCAUAGUUAUAGCCAGCUGAUACAGUACAAGAACAAAUUUGAGUUAAGGUUUAGCGCUAGUAAUUUGCUGCAUUUGAAUCAAUUAAUUUAUGUUAUUGGAAAGCUCAUUAACAUGCUUGGCGGUACUCCCGGUGUUAGUCAUGCAGAAGCAAGUCGAAAAGGAGUUGACUCAAAAGUAUACACCCUUGAAAAUUUUGUACAUCAAGCUGAAAUUGAUCAUCUAAAUAUGUUUAUGCUUGUUGAUUUUUUUAAAAGAAGCAAGAUUGGUCAAAAAAUUAGAGGCUAUUCUGAAAAAUAUAUGCCUUCUGUAUCAUUGCAACCAUCUAAGCCUAAACUAAGCAAUUUGCAGGCUUUCCUUAAACAAAUUGAAACUAAAAAAAAUAACAAAGGCAAAGAACUCAAAGAAGAUGAAAACAAACACCCUGAGCCACAAGUUACAGAUUUAAUUAGUAACAACCCUCUUACACCAGUAAUGGCAUUUAUAGAGUCACUAACAAAUUACUGCGAGGAUGGUCGGAUUAUUUGUACUACGCAGGCACUUGUCAGCAAGGGAGUAUUAAAGUUUUUGCUUCUGAAUCCUGCAGUUCAUUUUAAAGAAAUUGUUGAUAAAGCUAGGUCAGUGAUUGUAUCGGGUGGAACAAUGGAACCUAUAUCUGAAUUCAAGGAUCAGCUUUUCAAUUUCGAUGGAAAUAAUGCUGAUAGAAUUGUGCAUUUUAGCUGUGGCCAUGUUGUACCACCUGAUAAUAUCUUACCAUUGAUUGUAUGUACUGGACCAACUGGAAAACAAUUAGAUUUUUCUUACCAAGAGAGAACUUCAAUUAAAAUGCUUAACGAAAUUGGUUCAUUACUAGAAAACAUUUGUCGAACAGUUCCUGCUGGAAUUGUGUGUUUUUUCCCAUCUUAUGACUAUGAACAGUUUGUUUAUCAGCAUUUAGAGAAAAACAAGGUUAUUAAUAGGCUUUCUGAAAGAAAAAAAUUAUUUAGAGAACCAAAGUUAACUAAUCAAGUUGAUGAAGUUUUGAAGAAUUACUCUCAUGCUAUUACAACAACGUCGGCUUUAAAUUCCAAAGUAACGGGUGCAUUGUUAUUUAGCGUUAUUGGUGGCAAGUUAAGCGAAGGUUUGAAUUUUAGUGAUGAUUUGGGACGUUGUGUUAUUGUCAUCGGUCUACCAUAUCCAAAUAUUAAGUCACUUGAAUUACAGCAGAAAAUGAACUAUCUUAAUAGCCACAUGGGUCCGGGCACUGGGCAACAGCAUUAUGAAAAUUUAUGUAUGAAAUCUGUUAAUCAAUCAAUUGGUCGUUCUGUACGUCAUCAACAAGAUUAUGCUGCAGUAUUGCUAUUAGAUCAUCGUUACCAACGAGAUAAUGUUCGCAAUGCUCUUCCUAAAUGGUUGCAACCUUCUUUACAAGAACAUUCCAAGUUUGGAUCUGCAUUUGCUCAGUUAAAUAAGUUUUUUACGGGAAAAAAGAAAUUACAACAAUGAUUAUUUUAUAUAACGAAUACAUUUCAAGGUUUUUCAAAAAGGAGAAGAUUCAAGAUUUGAUUAAUAUUUAAUUAAGAUUGCCCUCACCUACCUAUUGUUUACUCUUCAUAGUUUUUAAAAAUUAACCGUUUAAUUGUUAUGAUUAAUGUUAUGAACUAUGUGUAAUAUUUUUGUGAAAUAUGAGUGUGCAUUUUUAAAUUGAAUUAAUCGUGUAAGAAUGUCACUUGAAUAGUUUUCAACUUCAACAUUUGUGAAAAAUUAAAAAUGUAUAAAAAUUAAAAAAUGUAUUUCUCUGAAAUUUUAUUCAACCAGUUACUAAGUUUUAUGUUAAAUUUACAAAAAUUGGUUUAAAUGUUUGAUUGUUUGUAUUACCUACU